Molecule: messenger RNA, 382 nt
Organism: Lathyrus oleraceus (garden pea)
Lineage: Eukaryota; Viridiplantae; Streptophyta; Magnoliopsida; Fabales; Fabaceae
Product: putative defensin-like protein 86
Exons: 2
Coding region: 79-318 (79 amino acids)
Source: RefSeq, a predicted model, not a curated record
AGUAUAUAUAGAUUGAUAGAUAAAGAUACAUAGACCACUAGAUCUAACAAAAAAAAAUAUAAGGUGAAACUCUACACAAUGGCUUUUCGUUUCAAUCAUCUUUCUCUUUUAUGUAUUUUAAGCAUUGUUAUGGUUUUUCUUUCGGCAGCAUCUGUGAAUUGUCAAAAUCCUCCAGGACAUACAUGCAUAGGUAGAUGCGAAGAUGCAGGAAGCACUCCAUUUUGCAAUAAAACUUGCAUAGAUAAAGGUUACAAAUCUGGUGGAAAAUGUGUUUAUAACACUCCAAAUGAUGCGUAUUGUUGUUGUGUCAAUAAUUAAGAAUGGGUUACUGUAAAAUUAUAAUCAUUAAAAUAAUAAAUAAAUACCUCUCCAUUUUUUAUUA